GCCCAAUGCACGCUUGCUUUGCUUGCUUUGCUUACUUUAGUUUGCUUUGCUUUACUUUGAAGGCUUUUAUGGCCUAAUGGUAGCUUUGAACGCUGUCAUAGUAGUCAGCUGAUUUUCAAUGCGCGCAAAUAUACCCGCCAUUCUUUGUUGUGCCAGCAAGUAUAAUUGUGAAUUUUAGUUAAAAUAUAUGUUAUUAAACAAUUAUUUGUUACUAAGAACAUUAUUUUUUACAGAUACCUUGCUUUUUUAUCGUUCCGGUUUUGGUGAAGCUGCAUUUGGCUGCGCCACUCACCACCCGUGUUUAUAAGACGUAAUAUUCAAUUGGAGGUAAAAGAGUUUAUAUUAAACAAUUAUUUGUUGCUAACAACAUUAUUUUUUUUCAGAUACCUUGCUUUUUAUCGUUCCGGCCACCAGAUUCGUUGGUUUUCAUAAAGUUUCAUUUGGCAGUACAAAAUGUUGACUCGAAAUGCUGAACAAGUUUUGAGAAUUUUCCUAAUUUUAGCGAAAAUGCGUAAAUUAAAACUGCGAUUAAAACAGAAGCGCCGAUUUUGGGUUCGGAAAUUGUACUUAGAGCGACACAAAUAUGGAUUGUUUGAAAGUUCAUUAAGAAACUUGGCUGCAGAUGAGGAGCAGUUUAACAAGACAUUAAGAAUGCCCUUUUCGUUAUUUAAUGUGCUGCACGAAUUUCUGGAGGCUUCGCUGACCAAAUAUUCAAUCAGAACACCAAUAUCGAGCCGCUGCAGACUAUUUAUAACCCUGAUAUAUUUGGCUCACGGUGGCACUCGGCAAUUCCACACAAUAGUUCACAGGAUCGGCCUGACGACUUUCAGGAAGAUUACGUUGGAGACAUGUAUGACCAUAUGGGAUCUGUUAGCUGACCUGUAUGUGGCGACCCCGUCAGAAACGGAAUGGGGACGUAUUUCCAAUGAGUUCAAGUCGCUGUGGAAUAUGCCCAACUGCGUUGGUUCCAUCGACGGAAAGCACAUUAAUAUUACCUGUCCAGCGAAUUCAGGGUCGAUGUACUAUAAUUACAAAGGCAAUUAUAGUAUCGUGCUUUUGGCCGUAUGUGAUGCCAAUUAUACCUUUACCUGCGUUGACAUCGGAGCAUAUGGAAGUCAAAGCGAUGGCGGUGUCUACCACUUUUCAAAACUGGCAGAUGCUAUUGAAAAUGAUAGGCUCGGCCUUCCACAUGAUCAGCCUCUGCCAGGAGAAACCGAGCCAUUUCCACAUUAUUUAGUAGGAGAUGCUGCUUUUCCCUUACGGCGUUAUUUAAUGCGACCAUAUCCGGGUAGAGGUAUUCCAGAAGAGCAAGAGUAUUUCGAUAAAAGACUCUCUCGUGCAAGAAGAGUUAUAGAAAACGCAUUUGGAAUACUCACUGCCAAAUGGAGAAUAUUGAGAACGACGCUAUGCAUGGCCCCGAAAAAUGCAGAACAAAUAGUGAAAGCUUGUAUUGUCUUGCAUAAUUUUAUUAAGCUUUCGUGUGCAAACUAUGUAGCAAGCGAUUUUGUUGAUCGCUACGAAGAGGAUGCCAUCAUCGCUGGCUCAUGGCGAAACGAAGUAGUUCCAUUGCCCUCAAUAAGUAGGGUGUCAUCGAACCGAGGCAGUUCAAAUAAUUAUGAUUUAAGGGAUGCUCUGAAGACACAUCUUUUUAACAAUAAAAUUUAA
Messenger RNA from Rhagoletis pomonella (apple maggot), 1665 nucleotides. RefSeq names its product protein ALP1-like. Bases 454 to 1665 code for a protein of 403 amino acids. NCBI's taxonomy places the organism in Eukaryota, Metazoa, Arthropoda, Insecta, Diptera, Tephritidae. The transcript has 2 exons. The record is from RefSeq and is a predicted model, not a curated record.